GCAUGCGCAACUUUACUUCCGCUGUAAAUAAAUGAAAAUGAUUUCUUAAAAUUGUGAGGUCUAUUAAAGUAGUUAAAACUGCACAUUGCAAUGAAUUCACAAAAUUUGUUGAUUUCUAGAGGUUGCAGUUAAAUUUACCUUUUUAUGGUGAAAGAAAUAGGAUCUUUUCAAAUUAGAAGAUAUGUGGAACCGGGCAGGUCCUCCACCACCAUGGCCUCCGAGACAGCCUGUUCCUUAUGGUUUACCUAUUAACUUACCUGCUAAUCCGGCUACUUGGAGCCCGCAGAUGUUGGUUAAUGUUCCAAGCUCAACCAUCGAUUGGGCACUAUUAGCUCGACAAUGGAUAGCUCACAGAGAUUCACAGCCAAGGCAUCAUCAGAUACCCGAAAGACUUCGGGCUCCUAUUAUACAUCAGCCUCGGAGCAUGGAUCCUAGGCCACCGAACUUCAAUGCAAUAAACAGUGCUAAUAAAGCAAGGCCUAUUAUGGAUAUCCCCAAACGACCUCCUUUUCAGCCUUCCGUAGAGCUAGAACCUCUGAAGCCACUACUUCAAACUGAAAGCGUAGCAGAACAGCCGUACGGGUUUUUAGACGAUAGUGGAAUAGGAGAUCAAAUAGAUCCCUGUAGACGAAAACAAUUACCUUCGUGGAUUAGGGAAGAAUUAGAAAAAAUGGAAAAGGAAAAGGCUAAACAGGCAGAAAAAGAAAAACGAGAGCAAGAGUAUUCUGAUGGAAAUGUAUCGGACAUGGAGCAGAGCCCUCAAGCUGUGGAAAAGCAACCAUUAAGCUUUGAAACAAUCUUGGAAGAGAUGGAUGAGGAACAAAGAGAAGCAAUACGGCUAAAUUUCACAAGAAACGCUCUCACUGAAAUUCUUCUCGAUGUUACCAACCAGCUUAUCGCCAGUCAGGCUUCCAAAUGUUUUGAAAAGGCCAAAUUGAAAGCUCCUGCAAAACAAAUAGCCAAGUCAUCGGCUUUAGCUUCUAUAACUUCGCUGGGACUUGGUUACGACUCGGACAGUGAAAAGUCGGACAAGAGGAGUGGAACUUCGGACGACUCCACUGACGAGGAACAGUUAUUUGAUCGAAGCGACGCACUCCUAAGGAAAUUUAAGCAGAAAAUGCUAGAUCCAAAAAAAGAUAAUAAUGUAGGAGGAGAGAAUCGAAAAACAAGAGGUCAACAAGAUCUAGAUCUCGUAGCCGAGAUGGUCGUAGAAAGAGUAGCAAAGACAGAGAAUCAAGAAAGCGAAGGAGUAGGUCCUCUAGUCGUCAUCGUCAUCGACGUUCCCGUAGUAGUAACAGAAAGUCAAGAAGACGUCGAUCGAGGUCUAGAUCAAGAUCGAAAACAAGAAAAACUAAAACUAUUGAUAAGUCCUCAAAAAAGAAAAGGAAGAGAAAUUUCGAUCCGACCAAUUCGAAAUGUCGAUGAUUAG
This is a messenger RNA of Dimorphilus gyrociliatus, 1429 nucleotides long. The record is from the annotation of a GenBank genome assembly. NCBI's taxonomy places the organism in Eukaryota, Metazoa, Annelida, Polychaeta, Dinophilidae.